UACCAAUAAUCUGCUACUAAAGCAGCUGAAGCUGCAAUCACAGAGCAUCGCAGAAACAUCACUCUGCAAGAAGCCAGCCAGCCACAACUACGUGCAGCUGCGCUCCACUUCAGUGAGCUCAAAUGGUUCAGCUUUCCGCAAUAAAGCGUGUGAAGGGGCGGGCGCCACUGUCAGUGGUGGUGGCGAUCAUCGGCGGCCUGGCUCUCGCGGGCAUCAUCUUCACCGAGGACCUCCGGGGUCUCACUGAAGUCAAGGAGAAGGCGACAGAGAAUCAGAGGGAGAAGAAGAGAACGUCGUUGCGGACCGAGAUCAGGACGUCGGCGCUGCUCUCGGUCGAGCCAGAGACGGCGGCGCCGCCGCCAGUGCCGAAGAUGGCGUUCAACGCGAGCCGGUGCAGCGUGACGAAUGGUUACUGGACGUACGACAGGUCGAAGAAGCUGCCUUACACGGACCAGACGUGCCCAUACGUUGACAGGCAGGACUCCUGCCAGAGCAACGGCAGACCGGACACUGACUACCUCUACUGGGACUGGCAUCUUGACGACUGCAUUCUCCCGAGGUUUGACCCUGUAUCCAUGCUGGAGAAGCUGCGGGGGAAGCGCAUCAUGUUCGUAGGCGACUCGCUGCUGCUGGGCCAGUGGCUCUCCUUCGUCUGCCUCGUCAACUCCGCCGUCCCGGACACCCCAGACGCCAAGUCCAUGGAGCGCAGCCGCACCCUCUCCGUCUACACCGUAAAAGAGUACAACGCGACGGUGGAGUUCUACUGGGCGCCGUUCCUGGUGGAGUCGAACUCGGACCGCAACAUCUCGCUGGGGGCGAGCGGCCGCGUCCUGCACGUCGACGCCAUCGAGGGGCACGCCAAGCACUGGCGCCGCGCCGACAUCCUCGUCUUCGACAGCUACGUCUGGUGGAUGACCGGUUACAGCAUCAAAACGGUGUGGGGAUCGUUCGGGGACGAGGGGUACGAGGAGCUGGACGCCUGGGUCGCCUACCGGCUGGGCCUCAAGACAUGGGCCAACUGGGUCGACUCCAACAUCGACCACACCGCCACCCGCGUCUUCUUCAUGUCCAUCUCCACCACGCACAUGAGGAGUGAGGACUGGGGCAGGGAAGGAGGCAUCAGGUGCUACAACGAGACGUGGCCGAUCACGCAGCGGGGCUACUUCGGGAGCGGCUCCGACCGACGGAUGAUGGAGGUGAUGUCCGGCGUGCUGGGCAGGAUGAGGGUGCCCAUCACGCUGCUCAACAUCACGCAGCUCACGGAGCACCGCGUCGACGCCCACGUCUCCGUCUACACCGAGACCGGCGGUCUCCUCGUCACCGACGAGCAGAAGGCCGACCCGCAGCAGUACACCGACUGCAUCCACUGGUGCGUCCCAGGCGUGCCGGACACCUGGAACCAACUCCUCUACGCACAUUUGUAGCCUGCAGCCUCUCGAUCGCUAGCCCACGCAGUCGCACGCGCACUAUACGCACACACUUGUAGCAACGGACAAAAUAUAAAGGACAGGG
Molecule: messenger RNA, 1512 nt
Organism: Oryza brachyantha (malo sina)
Lineage: Eukaryota; Viridiplantae; Streptophyta; Magnoliopsida; Poales; Poaceae
Product: protein trichome birefringence-like 3
Exons: 6
Coding region: 123-1424 (433 amino acids)
Cellular component (GO): Golgi apparatus
Molecular function (GO): O-acetyltransferase activity
Source: RefSeq, a predicted model, not a curated record